Molecule: messenger RNA, 609 nt
Organism: Truncatella angustata
Lineage: Eukaryota; Fungi; Ascomycota; Sordariomycetes; Amphisphaeriales; Sporocadaceae
Exons: 3
Coding region: 1-609 (202 amino acids)
Source: RefSeq, a predicted model, not a curated record
AUGGCUGUGACCAGCAUGUACCGCAUUCUCGUCGACGCUUGCUCGGGUAUCAAAUCGCGGCCUCAACAUAUCCUCAUCCUACAUGAAUCACAAUUAGGUCGGCCGAACACAAUAGUAUGUCGACCAUCUGGGACUGCACCUGGGAAGGCCAAUCCUGCAGUCCCGACCACCAGAUCCAAUAUCACAAUCAAGCACGCCGGCCCCAAGGCUUUUGAAAAUGACAGGGCGUCAGGCUGUGAACCAAUGUCAUAUACCAUUACGAUUUCCAGCUAUCACGCCAGUCAUAGUACCAUCGUGCAUUUGGAGCUUCACCUGAAAUCGUGUUGGUACCAGAAUGACGCACAAGAACGGCAUUAUACAGCUUUCAAUUGGCGAUACAGCAUGAGUCUAGCAAUGCAGGGUAUCAUCUGCUGCCGCAGAUGGGGGCGGCGGCUCCUCAGUACGGCGCUUAAUAAUAAGGUGUACCAACACGAGGACGGCAUGCAAUGGGAAGUUUCAAUUCUCCAUAGUGAUGAGGAUACGCGAAAGUACUGCUCCUUUCGGAAUUCAAUGAUUUUCAUUGCAGGAGAAGACAGUGACGACAUCGUUCUAAGAGACCCCGCCGACUGA